Triticum aestivum (bread wheat) is the source of this 1426-nucleotide messenger RNA. RefSeq lists its product as uncharacterized. NCBI's taxonomy places the organism in Eukaryota, Viridiplantae, Streptophyta, Magnoliopsida, Poales, Poaceae. Bases 378 to 1280 code for a protein of 300 amino acids. The record is from RefSeq and is a predicted model, not a curated record. The transcript has a single exon. Gene Ontology annotation, molecular function: carbohydrate binding.
UAAUGAGUGAGGGAGGCGACCGAGCCGCGUGCCAGGAGAUCAACGGCUACACGCACGUAGAUCGAACGGUCAUCGAGGCGGCGGAUGUAUCGCGCGGAUCCGCCGGUGGACGCGUAGCGUCGCCCGUCCAGUAGUGUAUAUCUUGAUUGAUGAUUUCUUAACGCCUGUGUACAUCGCCUGCGUUUCAGCUGGAAAAACAUGACUUUUCUUCUCUGUGUUUGACCACUAUACUACUCCUGUUGUCCUUUCUUGACUUUGUCAGCAUUUAGGCCUAACCUAUAAAAAUAAAACCCCUCACAACUUGCAUGUUUCUACCCGAAUACCCAAAUACCCAAUCACAAACAACAGACGUACACGUAUCACCAUAAGCUGCAAACAUGUCAGCUCUAGCUCUAGCUCUAGUACUGCUCUGCUCGGCGACGAUCAUGGUGGCGCCGGCGGCGGCGGACGUGGAGUCCCACAGCUUCCCCGUCUUCAACGUCACCACGACCGAGAGCCUCUGGGUCGCCACGAACAUGUCCAUCGUCAUGCCCGCAGCGCUCCUCUUCAUGCCCGAGCAGCCGCUUCCCGAGGUCAACGUUUCCGAGGGGUUUCUGCUGCUCCCCAAGAGGAUCGACGUCUGGCGCGCCGGCGCCGGCGCGCUGCCGACACGCGAGGCGUCCUUCAACACGAGCUUCACGGUGGAAAGCUCUGCCCCUCCCGUCUCGUUCGUCCUCCUCCUCGACAGGUUCCCGACACUCAACAACCCCUUGGGCCUCCGCGGCGCUAACGACUCGUGGACGGGCGCCGCGCCCAACGCCACGGACGGCCUCACCGCGGUCGAGGUCGGCACGGUGAGGUCGUACGCGCCAGAGUCCCCGAACGUCGGCCUCAACGUCACCAUCACGCCCAACGGCACCGCGGCGCCUGGCCGCCGCGCCGUGUGGGUCGAGUACAACGCCGUCAAGCACCUCCUGCGCGUGUACGUCGCCGCCGGUGGGGAACCGAGGCCAGCCAGAGCGCUCCUCGACGCGCGGCUGUCCCUCGCUGGCCAAGGCACCACGCAAACCGCGUUGGUUGGCUUCUUCGCCGCCAGAGUCCGCGAUAUCUUCCUCGGUGUUCGUGAUUGGGACCUCAUGGUGGACAGGCUCAACACCAACGGCAAGAAGAAGGGAACGUCCUGGUGGGUGAUACUAAUCGCGGUGCUCGGGUCCGUAGCCGCCACAGCCGCCAUCAUCUCUCUGGUGGUGUGCUCCUUUGUAUCGAGGCGGCGGGCGCGCGAUAUGGAACCCAAGCAAUAGUCUAUACAGACUUGUCACGUGCGUGUGACGUCUAUCUGCAACUCUGCAAACUACUCUGUUUUUAGUUUUUAUGUUACUUCCAAGCUUGAAAUUCAAAUUUAACGAGUGAAGAGAGCGUACGGCACUUUUCUUUUCCUACUUAAAAA